Messenger RNA from Rattus norvegicus (Norway rat), 2635 nucleotides. The record is from RefSeq and is a predicted model, not a curated record. NCBI's taxonomy places the organism in Eukaryota, Metazoa, Chordata, Mammalia, Rodentia, Muridae.
CAGUGUACAAGUGGUUUUAUUUGAAGCCCCAAAGACGCCCUUAAUUUUUAUAUACGUAUUUAAAGGGCCACAAGAACACAGUUAGUACAAACACACGCUUGUCAUUUCAAGGAAGUUCAACCUUUCCCAGCCUAGCCCACACGCAGCAGGAAGACUUCCGGCCGACUCACCCAGGACUUCCGCAUUGGGCGGGGACUCUGGGCCAAAUCUGUGACCUUAUUGAUUGCUUUUGCCUGAUGAGCCGCAGCCUCGCCAGGAUCGACUGCUCCGGUCUGGUGAGUGAGGCGCGGGAAAACGAGUUUGAAGCCAGCGGGUUCGCUGAGGUGGCCAGCCCUCCUCAUCCCUGACCGUGCCGCGAGCUGCCAUGUCGGAGGCGUAUUUCCCGGUGGAGUCCGGCGCUCUGGGACCUGAGGAGAACUUCCUGUCUUUGGACGACAUCGUAAUGUCACAGGAGAAGCUGCCGGUGCGCGUCGAGACGCCCAUGCCGCGCCUGGGAGCCUUCUUCCUGGAGCGGGGUGCGGGCGCCGAGGCGGACCAUCCGCUCCCACAGGGUACAAAACUUGAGCUUCCCUUGUGGCUGGCUAAAGGACUCUUUGACAACAAGCGUCGUAUCCUUUCUGUGGAGCUUCCCAAGAUGUACCAAGAGGGAUGGAGGACUGUAUUCAGUGCGGAUGCUAACGUCGUGGACCUCCACAAAAUGGGGCCCCAUUUCUAUGGGUUUGGCUCACAGCUCCUGCAUUUUGACAGUCCAGAGAAUUCAGAUAUCUCCCAGUCACUGCUGCAGACUUUUAUUGGACGGUUCCGCCGCAUCAUGGACUCCUCCCAGAAUUCUUACAAUGAAGAUACUUCAGCACUGGUUGCCAGGUUAGAUGAGACAGAGAGGGGCUUAUUUCAAAUUGGGCAGAAAGGUCUGAAUGACUUUCAGAGUUGGGAAAAAGGUCAAGCUUCUCAGAUUACAGCUUCCAGCCUCGUUCAGAAUUACAAGAAAAGAAAAUUCACAAAUUUGGAAGACUAAAAGCGGAACAGAACUGCAACUUGUAGGUUUAUCCCUGUGCCCCUUGAUGAGACCAGUUAACUUGAUGGCAGACCCGUUCGUGUACUGCUUCAGGACUUUGAACCUUCAGCAGUCUCAAAACCUAGAACUGUCUGCUUGGGGCAGAUGUGGAUGCCCUUGACUCUGUUGGUCUUCUGGACUAGCUACCGCUGUCACCGCUGUCCUCACAGCAUAGGCCUUGGCCCAGGAAUGCAGCAGAGGAGAAGCAGAGUCCAUCUUAAACAAGGAGCACAGGCACAUUACAUACAUAGUCAAGUUGAAACUCAGACUCCUUAGGUGUUUGGUCUCGUUGGCUGCAAAGUGGGUCAUCUCUGCCUGUUCACAACUUCAUGGUUGGACAAAGGACAGCAUCCCCACCAUGCUGCUUACCUGCUGGGACUUACCCCAAUUUCUAAAACAGGAAAUUGGGAGAAAAGCAGAAAGUCAGAGGAAUGGCAGAGCAUAAAGGAGAAGACAUUGAGCUUUUGUGCCCUUCAAUCAGGGCUUUUGAACUAGAAUCACAUCCCUUUGGUCUACCCAGAGGGGCCAUGUACUUGUGCUUGUCAGUGAUCUUUAGAGCGCUGGCAUACUCAUUCCAUUUCCUGUCUAGAAAAGCUGUUAGGGCAGCCAUCUUCUAGUAUCUUGCCAAAAUGACCAACACAAAGAGAAGGAGGAGGGGCACUUGCUGUAUGUUCUCUAGGCCUUUUUGGAAACACGGAGUUGUUCCUUUGGCCACAUAUAUGCGAAUCUACAAGGAGGAGGAUACUGUAGACAUGAAGGGAAUGGGCACUGUUCAAAAGGAAUGCCCCAUACGUGUUACCACAGCAAGAACAACAGAAGCAAGCAAGUUGGGGCAAGAUUCUGGCCAAGAGGAUCAUUGUGUGGAUUGAGCACAUCAAACACUCGAAGAGCAGAGACGGCUUCCUGAAGCAGGUGAAGGAGAAUGAUCAGAAGAAAAAGGAACCCAAAGAGAAGGGCACCUGGGUUCGGCUGAAGUGUCAGCCUGCUUUGUGAGGACUAACGGGAAGGAGCCAGAGCUGCUGGAGCGCGUUCCACAUGAAUUCAUAGCCUAAUGUACAGAAAGAAGUACAGGAUCUGGACUGCAAGUGUUCUUUAAAGAAAGAAAAGCUAUCAGGAAGGUGUUAGGAAUUGCAAAGUAGUUAUUAAAGGGUGUUUACCAGCCUUGGUAAUAAUUGCAUCAGGGGCUUGCAGGCUGUGAAGAGCCCUAGCUGAAAACAGCCUGGCAAGUGUUAGGAAGACUCCUUUACAUUAUUUUUCCUCUCCAGGAAGUACUGCUACAUGAAUGCAAAGAGGACCCCUGACCGCUUACUGGGAGUCUCUUUAAAUCAGCACCAAACUGAGAGGGACAAAUUCUCCAGACCAUAAGCUGAAUAAAAAGUCUCAUUUCCUGGAGCCCUUUGGAUUGUCUGGUGGGCAGUUUCUCCACACUGGCCACCCCUGGUACCCUAUGGCUACUGGAAAAUAUCCUCAUUGUAAAAACAUGUAAUGGAAAUUUAACAGACUUGCAUUAAAAUGCCUGUCUUAGCAUGAAAUUGCUUUUUAUCAUUCGACUUUCAUCCUAAAUAAAUGAUGGGUUUUGUA